AUGGAUGCCGAUGUCGAUGCGAACGAUAUCGAUGAUGAUGAUGAUGACGACGAUGCUGGCAUAUUCAGCAUCACCAAAGACUUCCACAGUGAGGACGAUGACGCCCUCGCUGGUAAAGAAAACGUUCUUCCAGCAGUGCACACGAAGCGAACUGCUGUUGACAAGGAUGAAUAA
This is a messenger RNA of Peronospora matthiolae, 174 nucleotides long. The record is from the annotation of a GenBank genome assembly. NCBI's taxonomy places the organism in Eukaryota, Oomycota, Peronosporomycetes, Peronosporales, Peronosporaceae.